AUGAAGGGUGCGCGCGGUCGCGAGAGCUCGCGCCUCCUGUCGCUCCCCGACGAGCUUCUCGAGCCCAUUCUCGCGCGCAUCGAUCAUCUGCGCGAGCGCUGCAGCCUCGUGCUCUCCUGCUCACUCCUCCACCGCCUCUCCCGCCGCACGCCCUACUCGCUCCACCUCCACCCCUUCGCGAAAAAACAUGAUGUCACUGCCCGAGAAUGGCUGAAGAAUUUUGAGAUUUAUUCUGGGGUAUUUACCCACAUAAUCGACCUCACGGUGGAGGUUAGUGCCGGCAUCCUGGAUCACCUUCUGGGCGGCAUCGGUGCGGGGUGCGCGCGACUGGAGAGGCUGAGGCUCGUGUCGGACCGCGACCGCCGCAUGGCGUCACUGGAGCUUGAGUGCCCAUUCGCCUGCACCGACCCGCCGCCUCCCCCAGUGCACGCCUUCCCCUCACUGCGCUCUCUCUCCCUCCUCUUCGUGCCCACGCACUACCGCUUUGUCGCCCUCUGCUCCUCCCUCACCUCGCUCACCCUCUCGCGCCCCUACGCCUUCGGCCUCCACACUCUCGCGUCCGCCUCCUCCCCGCUGCGCCGCUCCCUCGCCGCCCUCACCAUCCACAACGCCAAGCUCGAAGGCGCCCUCAAGCCCCUUGCCUCCUUCCCUCGCCUCGCCUCGCUCGCCUUCCGCUCCUGCGACAUCGACCCAUGCGACCUGCACGCGCUCGCAUGCUCGCUGCACACGCUCACCCAUCUGGCCGUCCACGACUGCCCCAUGAUUCCCAGCCACUCCCUCGCAGCGCUGGUUGAAGUUAACCCCGCUCUCGCCUCCCUCUCGCUACACUCCACCUCCUACUUUCUCUUCAUCCCACAAGGCCUCCGGGUUCUGCUCCUCUCGUCCUCCUCCCACCUGCACACCCUCACACUCUCCGUGCUGCCUUCGUACCGCCCAGGCAUGCUUGCAUGCUGCAGCAAUCUGCAACGCCUGACGCUGAGAGGACAAGAGGCGGCGAGCAGAGGUAUCUUGUCGUCCAUGUCGCCGCAAAAGCCGUCUCUGGAUUGCCUUGUGGCCAUGCUGGUGCGCGUGGAGCAGCCGGGGAUCGUUGACGGACCGGAGGGAAGGGAUGAUGGACAGCAGCUGAAGAAGAAGAAGAAGAAGAAGAAGAAGAAGAAGAAGAAGAAGAAGAAGAAGAAGAAGAAGAAGAAGAAGAAGAAGAAGAAGAAGAAGAAGAAGAAGAAGAAGAAGAAGAAGAAGAAGAAGAAGAAGAAGAAGAAGAAGAAGAAGAAGAAGAAGAAGAAGAAGAAGAAGAAGAAGAAGAAGAAGAAGAAGAAGAAGAAGAAGAAGAAGAAGAAGAAGAAGAAGAAGAAGAAGAAGAAGAAGAAGAAGAAGAAGAAGAAGAAGAAGAAGAAGCAGAAGAUGAAUCAGAGGCAAUGA
Messenger RNA from Closterium sp. NIES-65, 1419 nucleotides. The record is from the annotation of a GenBank genome assembly. NCBI's taxonomy places the organism in Eukaryota, Viridiplantae, Streptophyta, Zygnematophyceae, Desmidiales, Closteriaceae.